This is a messenger RNA of Prosopis cineraria, 1772 nucleotides long. RefSeq lists its product as uncharacterized. The transcript is spliced from 11 exons. The coding region runs from base 16 to 702 and encodes 228 amino acids. Lineage: Eukaryota; Viridiplantae; Streptophyta; Magnoliopsida; Fabales; Fabaceae. The record is from RefSeq and is a predicted model, not a curated record.
AGCAUACCAAUCUCCAUGGAUGUGAUUGGUUAUUUGAAAUCAAUUGGUUCCCUUGAAGAGUAUUGCAAGGAUAAUGAAACUAAGCAUAAGCUGAGGAUGGUUCUAACUGAUAAUGAGGACAAUGACAUUGAGUGUGUGCUAUUUGAUGAGUGUUCCACUAAUAGCUUUGUAAACUAUGUUGAGAAUACAAAGACACCUAUCAUUGCAGUUGUUCUGCUAGCUAGGAUAGGUUUUUCUGAAGAAGGGAGACUCCAAGUAUAUAGUUCUUUCAAUGCUACAAAGGUCCAGUUUAAGCCUUGCAUCAAGGAAGUCAAGGACAUAAUUGAAGGGGCAAAAGAUUGUUUGUCACCAGUUGUGAGUUUCUUAUCUCAGAAUAUGACACCAAUGACUUCUCAAUCAUCUACCUCUAGCAUGAUGCACAACACUCCAAUAAUUGAUAUUUCUCAGAUUCCUGACCAAGAGGCUUUAGGUUGUUUAUUAUCACAGGAUACAAGUUUCUUGAUUAAAUGCACAAUCAUUAAGCUGGACACACAUUAUGGGUGGCUUUAUAGUGGGUAUGCAAAGUGUGCUACAAAGACUAAAGAUCAGAAUGGGACCUUAUAUUGCCCCACAUGCAAGAAGCAGCCUGAAUCUGUUGAAUCAAAGUUAAAAAUUCACUAUGCCGUUGAAGAUGAUACUGGUAAAGCUACUGUAAUAUUUUAGGACAAACUCAUUGUAUAGAUGAUUAGACAUGUUGCUAUAGAGUUAAAGGUCAUGCUUCACACGGAAGAACGUUCUUAUGACUUCCCUGAUCAGUUAGAUGCAUUGGUUGGAAAGAAAUUGCUUCUCAGACUGAAACUUAACUCCUACAAUAAGGAUUUCCCUAAUUCUAGCAUAAGUGUCAUACAAUAUAUUGAAUGUGCUGAUUUGAUGGCUGAAUUUGCAGAUGCAGUUACAGAGAGCUGUGAACAGGCUGCGUUCGAGUCAUCACGGAGAUCUUCUCCCUGUGCUGCUUUCGACCGACAUCCUCCCCUCUAAGCUUCGAAGCUCACCUCGUCUCUGACUCCAUCUUUUGUGAAUCACGGGCAUCUAGACUCCAUAUAGUGAGGAUCUAAUUUCAAGCUCCAUUUCCAUCUUCCAUUUAUUUCUCCAAGUCUAGACUCUAGAUUCGUGACUUCAAGGUUCAAGCUCGCGUACUGUGACUAGAGAGAUAUAAGGAGCAUCGAUAUUUUUGAUUUGCCUUUCAACUGAAGCUAUCUUCUUCCUCCUCCACUGAAGCCAGCACCGUCGUUCGUGUGGUCGCGGUCGAUGCUGUGCUUAUCCGUUUGCCUCAGCUGUGAUUUUUUUCCCGAGUUGCUGUUGUUCGUCUGCCUCUGUUGCUGAUUCAAGGUGUGUGGAAGAACAAGACCCUGAUAAGACUUAAAAGCAGAAUACUUUCAGGAAUUUAGAACUUCAAUAGAUUGGUUAGCUGACGCCGAUCCCACCAAUGACCUCUAAAAGGGCAAGUAGCUACAGUGGGUGGACAUUUUAAUUGGUAUUGUUGCUUUAAUGUAAAUAUAUAAUUUGUAUGUCUUUUUGAAUUUGAAAAAAAGAGUAGAUGCUCCACAUAGGUUGUUGAUAUUGGUUGCUAGCUGGAAGGAACUGCGCUCCUGAUUUAUACUGUUAUCUGUAAAAAAAAUUUAUUGUAGAAUUUUCGGGAGAUCCUAGUUACAGCGGAGGUUUUGCUAAAAUUUCUACAAAAAUGUCGACACUCUUUUAUGAUAUUGAGUUUAAAGAAGUUAUUUUAAUUCUCA